AUGCAGCUCUCUCUUGCCCUGUGUCUCGUCUGCCUGCUGGUACACGCAGCCUUCCGCGUGGUGGAGGGCCAGGGGUGGCAGGCCUUCAAGAAUGAUGCCACGGAAAUCAUCCCCGAGCUGGGCGAGUACCCCGAGCCUCCACCAGAGCUGAACAACAAGACCAUGAACCGGGCAGAAAACGGAGGGAGGCCUCCCCACCACCCCUUUGAGACCAAAGACGCCUCCGAGUACAGCUGCCGCGAGCUGCACUUCACCCGCUACGUGACGGACGGGCCGUGCCGCAGCGCCAAGCCGGUCACCGAGCUGGUGUGCUCGGGCCAGUGCGGCCCGGCGCGCCUGCUGCCCAACGCCAUCGGCCGCGGCAAGUGGUGGCGCCCGAGCGGGCCCGACUUCCGCUGCAUCCCCGACCGCUACCGCGCGCAGCGGGUGCAGCUGCUGUGUCCGGGCGGCGCGGCACCGCGCGCGCGCAAGGUGCGCCUGGUGGCCUCGUGCAAAUGCAAGCGCCUCACCCGCUUCCACAACCAGUCCGAGCUCAAGGACUUCGGGCCGGAGGCCGCCCGGCCACAGAAGGGCCGGAAGCCGCGGCCCCGCGCCGGGGGCGCCAAAGCCAACCGGGCCGAGCUGGAGAACGCCUAUUAG
Messenger RNA from Balaenoptera ricei (Rice's whale), 639 nucleotides. It is a transcript of the gene SOST, whose product is annotated as sclerostin. The transcript is spliced from 2 exons. Gene Ontology annotation, biological process: negative regulation of BMP signaling pathway; negative regulation of Wnt signaling pathway; ossification. The coding region runs from base 1 to 639 and encodes 212 amino acids. Lineage: Eukaryota; Metazoa; Chordata; Mammalia; Artiodactyla; Balaenopteridae. The record is from RefSeq and is a predicted model, not a curated record. Gene Ontology annotation, molecular function: BMP binding.